Molecule: messenger RNA, 966 nt
Organism: Adineta ricciae
Lineage: Eukaryota; Metazoa; Rotifera; Eurotatoria; Adinetida; Adinetidae
Source: the annotation of a GenBank genome assembly
AUGUUAUUUCAAUCCAUCUUAUUCUUUAUCCAAUUUAACGUGAAUUUUGCUCUAAAUUCAACUAUGGAUUAUCAUAUAACAACGAUGAAAGACGGUAUUGAUCUAACGAUAUCUAACCGUAUGCCUUACAAAAACUGUACAUCAUCUUUUCCAACGCUAAUCGAUUUGAUUGCACUGUAUUCGUUUUCUUCCUCAUCGUCGAAUGACAGCAUAGUUAUUCAAUUAGAAGAUAUAAAUAAUCUCAAACUGAUUCAUUUGUGUAUAUCAGUUGACAUCAGGAGUAUAGAGAAACUAGAAAACAUACGUCGUUUAUCUUUUGAAAACUGUUCGAUUCAUUUCACAUCAAGUGAAAACACAGAAGAUUAUGAUUCAUAUCCAAAAAAUCUUUCAUAUUGGUCAUUCAAUCACGGUCAAACAGAUACAUUCAAUCGGUUUGUCACCAUGGUUAACCAUUUAGGACCAUUCAAAUUUGAUUUACACAUCUCGAGUUGUUUCCAGCCCGUUUUAUCUUUCAAUGAUUUCAUUCCGCUCGAAAGUCCAAUGAUUUGUCUGAAUAUAUCUUGUGAAGAGUUUCAAAUUGACGAGCCACAUUCAACGAAAACGCUGUCCGCUAUAUUUCUUACACCAACUAUAAUCAUCAAUACUCAUUUAAGUCCUUGUCCAUCGGUGACGAAAUAUCUUUGGUUAAAUUCUAAACGCGUUCGUACGAAAAUUCAUUUAUUAAGAGCAUUAGUAUGUGAGAAUCGUUUGAUUGAAUUCAAUUUCGAUUCUACCCAAAUAAAGUCUGGAAAUACAACAAAAAUUUAUCGAAUAAGUCGGACGACAGUAUUCUUAACAACAACAACUGCAACUAAAUGGACAAAACCGAUUCUCCUUAACUUCAUUGUUAUUUCCUUGACAAGUCUAAUGUUAAUCGUCUCGCUGACUAUUUUUCUUAUUCGAUUUUGUAGAAAAAUAAAGCAAUAA